Molecule: messenger RNA, 921 nt
Organism: Zasmidium cellare ATCC 36951
Lineage: Eukaryota; Fungi; Ascomycota; Dothideomycetes; Mycosphaerellales; Mycosphaerellaceae
Exons: 1
Coding region: 1-921 (306 amino acids)
Source: RefSeq, a predicted model, not a curated record
AUGCAGAAUGAUGGAGCCGCUGGAACGAAAGAAGAGUUUGAAUUGGCACUUUCUCGAGAUCGCGCUACGGUAUCACGAACCGAAUGGUGGAACGACUUGCAGAGCCUUCAAACGAGGCUUAAGCACUUCGCCGAUUCAAAAUCCCAAUUUAUGGCCGCCGUCCAGUCGAUUCAUAUGGCAGGUCAGCUCCCGAACAGUACAAAACAUCUCGAAAGCUUGUUUUACGUGUUGCAAAGAGAUGAAGCACUGCUCUCGGAGUCGAUUGUACGAGCUCAGAGACUGGAUCCAGAAUUGGGUCACUUAGAACAUGCCUUUCUAGAGAACGACAAGAGCGCGAUACCUGACCAGCAGCCUGCAUUUACCGGGGCCAUAGCCCAACACGACCCCCAAGAGAUCCAACGAGAGCCACCAGGGCAGUUCGAUGCAGACUCGGACGGCAUCCCGGAGGCUGUCAGCAACUAUUUCGAAGCCGUCGGAGAUUCUAGGCUUAUGAUUGCCAAUCUUGAAGAAGAACUUCCCGCAAAACUUCGAGAGGAAAUAUCUGAAAGGGAACGAAAAGCCUCACAAGAUAUUCCACUUGGGGUAUCUGACGAUGAAUUCAAUGAAAUCUGGACGUCGAGGGUGCAGCAGGCCAGGCACGAGCUUGUGCGCUUGCAAGAGCGAGCACAGUAUCUUCAUGGACUGUGCAUCGCACAGGGUUUGAACACGGAUCCCAGCUUCUACAGAAAGAAGAGUGAGAGCGCUGAGUCUACGAGCAUCGACACUGGAGAAGCGAUUCAGGACUGGCUGGAGGACUUGCCAAACUCUAGCCCAGCAUCUCUACCUGACGAUUCGAUCAGCUGGAGUCACUCCAGUCUUCAACGGCACGAUGAUAACAUAGCUCCGGAAACGUCUCCUAUACAAGUAUCUUCCCAAGGGUAA